AUGGAGAUCCCCAUAAUUCAAGACCCUCUACAUAUCAUUCGCAACCUAGCCCUUGAGUGCAGCGAAAUCUUUGAGAAAAUCUGGCGCGACUGCCAGAAAUCACUGGUUUUACAGUCAGCGACCGUUGAGCCUCUGUACCCAGAAGAAGAAUCGGAUUUCCCCUUUCGAUUUCGUCACUUCAACUUUGCCAGGACUCGAGAUGAUUUCGACUUCUGGAUACAAAUUAUCGGGCUGCAAUCACCUGAGCCGUGGUCAUUUGAUUUCAAGACAGAGGGGACAUUAGACCUUUCAAACGAGAUAGUAUCCUGUUUGGAAAUGAUUUCAAGAGCCUUAAAAUCAGUUUACAACCGUCCUGAAAAGGCUUUGCUUGUACCAACCCUAGAAUUUAGCAAGAUUUUCAUGGAAACUGCUGUGAAAGUACACAGAGCCGUGGACAAGCUAUAUGACUUGGGCGAUACAUUCCGAACUCAAUGCGUUGUUGCAGAGAAGGGCAAGUUGGAUCCAGAUCAGGAUGCGUUGGGAAUCGAAGAGCGUCAUAUGCGCUUUCACCGCAUUCACCGCUUCGGGCGCGUACCAUCCGACUCUCAAGGGCCAAAAAUGAAAUAUUUUUUGAAGUUUUACUAUAUCGAGCAGCUAGCUUCUGUGUUGAAUGGGAAGUGA
Clonostachys rhizophaga is the source of this 660-nucleotide messenger RNA. The record is from the annotation of a GenBank genome assembly. NCBI's taxonomy places the organism in Eukaryota, Fungi, Ascomycota, Sordariomycetes, Hypocreales, Bionectriaceae.